CCGGUUAUCUAUGUAUGACCAACGAUGCUAACUAUGUUUAUGGUGAUGUAAUAUGCAAAUGGCUAUCGUUACAACAUGAUCCCAAACGACCACAACAGAUUCACAUUUUGAAUGAUAAGAAAAUUAUUCAAGUCGAUUCGGGAAAAGAUUUUGUUGUCGUUUUAACCGAUGAUGGACUAGUCUAUCUAGCCAGUGGUAAUUCGAGAUGGCAGACGAACAAAACUUUGCGAUUGAUCUCCACCGGAAAUGAUCGUUUUGAAAUGAUAGCAUGUGGACAGAAUCAUUUGAUGUUGUUACGACAAGAUGGCACUGUUUUCGCUUUGGGAUGUAAUCAAUAUGGUCAAUUGACCGGUAAUUCAGAGUCAUCGUAUAAUACUCUCGUGAAUACUGGUUUGAAAAAUGUCAAAAUAAUAAAUGGUGGAGCUGGCCAUAGUCUUGCUCUCACCAAUAAUAAUCAAAUUUAUUCCUGGGGCAGUAAUGUAUGGGGACAGUUAGGUCUAGGGCGAACAAAUGAUCGAAAAAGACCUUCACUGGUUUCAUUUCCUGAUGGUUCGAUAGAUAGUCCAAUCAAAAAUAUUGUGGCCGGCAUAUUUCAUUCAUUAUUUUUAUUUGAGGAUGGUCAGAUUUUCGGAUGUGGUCAUGGUCCACAAAAUGCAAAGGCGCCGAUAAAAAUACCAAUUGAAAAAGUGCAAAGUGUGGUUUGUAAGAAUUAUCUCAAUUUUUCAUUGGCUUUGGAUCAGUCAUUACAUUAUUAUGCAUGGGGUUGGCUGGAUGAUAGAUUCUCGUUAUCACCCAAAAAAUUGGAUGGUCAACCCAAAUCAUUUGCCGAAGCAUCA
Dermatophagoides pteronyssinus (European house dust mite) is the source of this 836-nucleotide messenger RNA. RefSeq names its product ultraviolet-B receptor UVR8-like. The record is from RefSeq and is a predicted model, not a curated record. NCBI's taxonomy places the organism in Eukaryota, Metazoa, Arthropoda, Arachnida, Sarcoptiformes, Pyroglyphidae.